UUCUAGUCUUCCCUCCCACUUCCUGCCCACCGCCCCCCGGCCCCCGUUAUGUUAAGUAGCAGGCGGCCUGCUUUCUGUCCGCCACUCUGGCCUCCUUGGGUUUCAAGUCCAAACAUGGUGAUCCUUGCGGGACGCUAGGAUGCCCCCUCCCCCUGAGCAGAGAGAGAGAGAAGGGGACACAUGAUGAGCGCAGAGUCCUGGUCCGACUGCCCUUCUCCACGCUCUUAAGGUCUCCCAGCUUGAUGGAGCGACCCUAGCAGAUCUUUGCUACGCGACUUCACCUGGUUCUGCCACCAUGAGCGAGGAGGACUGGACCCUGCUGGACCACCUGUUCUCCGCACCCGUCUGUGACGGCUGGAGCAACAGGACGGAGGGGGCCUUUUACCAGCUGGGCCACAGCAUGCUGUUCCUGGGCUACAUGGGGGGUAGCGGGGCGUACGGCUGCCUCUUCCUCUUCGGCUUCCUGACCCCCUCCUACGUGUGCCUGACCCUGUGGGGCUGCCUGAGCGUCUGCGGCCUGGACGUCACCGCCUGGAACCUGCUCCUGCUGCUGGCCUGCCUGGGCCAGAUCUGCCACCUCCUGUGCCGCCUGCACCAGGAGGGCCUCCGCGGCGAGGAGCUGAGCGCCCUCUACCGGGCCGUCUACCUGCCGCUGGGCGUGCCCGUCCAGGUCUUCAAGGAGAUCGCGGGCGCCUUCGAGAACAGGGUGCAGUUGCUGAAGGCCGGGGAGAAGUACGCCGUGGAAGGCAAGACGCCCAUCGAGCAGCUCUCCUUUCUGCUGUCUGGCAGGGUCAACGUGUCGCUGGAGGGUCAGUUCCUGCACUACAUCCACCCACACCAGUUCCUGGACUCCCCCGAGUGGGAGUCUCUCAGGCCCAACGAGGACGGAAAGUUCCAGGUCACGCUGACAGCCGAGGAGGACUCGCGCUACAUCUCCUGGCGCCGCCGCCGCCUGUUCUCGCUGCUGUCCAAGGAGCGCUACGUCGCCCGUCUCUUCUCCGUCAUGCUGGGCUUGGACAUCGCAGAGAAGCUCUACAACCUCAACAACAAGCUCUACAUCAAGAGCGGCGUGCUGCUGGACAUCCGCCUGCCCAGCCUCUACCACGUGUUGGCGCCCUCCUCGCAGAGCAGCGAGGGCGGGAGCGCCAACGACGGCGGCCCCCGGAAAGAGCAUCAGUGGGACUCGCCGGAUCUAGACCGACCUCAACCACGGCAACAGAAGACCCCGUCGGACGGACCCCCGCGGCGUGACCACGACCAGAACCCGUGGGCGUCGGACCCCGAGCUACCCUCCGGUGAGGACUCUACCAGCCUGGUCCUGGAGGACUUUGCUGAUGUGGCGGGCUCCUUGAUGGACUAUGGCAGUGAGAGGGAUUAUUUGAGGUAGCGGGGCAGGGUUCCGGAGCUAACACACUGGGUCACCGCUUAAGCUACAUCAGGGGGCGACGGCGACACGACUCCAGCGCCCCGCUUCCAGAGGAGCGUCAGGGCGCCGCUCGCGCCGACCGACACGCCCAAAUUGUGACGACUCAGCACAGCAAGGUUUUCUCCAUCCCUGUCUCCUUUCUUCUCACAACUUCAACAUUUGGACCACUUUUCUUUCUUUUUUUUUUCUUGCUUCGCUUUUCAGUGGGACUGCAAAGUUACUUUUUAUUUGGUGUCACUUUUUAUUCCGCACAUUUCUACGUCAGCGGGGCCAACUUUUGUCCAUAAAGCUUUUCCUGUGCAGUCGGACCCGCCUACUUCCUGUCACAUGACCACGCCCCCCUCACAACUCACAAUCAACUUCCUGAUUUGGCAUUAAAGUUUGUUCACUUCCUGUGCGGCGAGGAAGGAAAAUGUUAUUUUUUUUAAAAAUGCUAAAUGCUCAAAAACAAGUAGUAAAAAAGAAUAAAUACGGUAGUCAACAUUUAUUUUUUUUAAUUAAUGCUUAAUUAAUUAUUUUUUAUUAAAUAUGUCAUUUAGAAAUGUAUUCACACAUAUUAUUACAUAAUGUCAUGUAAAUAUACAUGAUUAUUUUAAGUCUACUACUAAACUACAGUAUAUUUC
This is a messenger RNA of Entelurus aequoreus (snake pipefish), 2049 nucleotides long. RefSeq names its product popeye domain containing 2 (gene popdc2). The coding region runs from base 296 to 1387 and encodes 363 amino acids. NCBI's taxonomy places the organism in Eukaryota, Metazoa, Chordata, Actinopteri, Syngnathiformes, Syngnathidae. The record is from RefSeq and is a predicted model, not a curated record. The transcript has 4 exons. Gene Ontology annotation, cellular component: sarcolemma. Gene Ontology annotation, molecular function: cAMP binding.